CUAGCUCACCUCAUUCUGGACGGCUCACGUCUCCAGCCUCCGUUCGUCCCCAUGUCACAGCUUACCAUUGCCGCCAGCCACCUCCACCACAAUGCGCGCGGUGCAAGGCCUCCCUCCUUACCUCGCCGCCGCCGCGACCUUCCUCCUGCCGCACGCCGCCGGCGAAGACGAGCCUCCGCCAUGGUACCUGUGCGACCCCUAUGGCCCCAGCGCCAACUACCCGGAGAACGGCACGUUCCGCGCCAACAUCGACCGCCUCUCCACCACCCUCCCCAAGAACGCCUCCUCCUCCUCGUACCCGGUCAUGUACGCCGUCGGCACCGUCGGGGACGUCCCCGACAUGGUGUACGGCUCCGCGCUCUGCCGCGGCGACGCCAACGCCUCCGCCUGCGAGCGCUGCGUCGCGGCCGCCUUCCGCGACGCGCCGCGGGUGUGCCCGCUCGUCAAGGACGUCAUCCUCUUCUACGACCUCUGCCAGCUCCGCUACUCCAACCGCAACUUCUUCCUCGACGACGACUACUUCGUCGCCACGUACCCGAUCCAGCGCUCCGCGCUCGUCAGCGCGCCGGCGGCUCCGGCGUUCGACGCGGCCGUCGGCCUGCUCGUCAACGCCACCGCGGAGUACGCGGCGGCGAACUCGUCCAGGCGGUACGGCACCGGAGAGGAAGAGGGCCUCGGCAGCAGCAGCCGCCCCAAGAUCUACGCGCUGGCGCAGUGCACGCCGGACAAGACGGCGGAGGUCUGCCGGACCUGCCUGACGACGUUAACCGCGCAGCUGCCCAAGGUUUUCAGCCGGAGGACGGGAGGGGGGAUCUUCGGGAUAUGGUGCAACUUCCGGUACGAGGUGUUCCCUUUCUUCUCCGGUCGCCCGCUGCUGCAGCUUCCAGCGUUCGUGGAGACGCCGGUGCCGGCGCCAUCGGAGACCAAAUCAGGAGAUAAAAGGAGAAUCAGGACAGGCACAGUUUUAGCCAUUGUUAUGUCUACAAUUUGUGCAAUACUUCUGAUCGUUGUGGUGGGCUUUUGUUGUUGGAGGAAGAGACCAAAAGAACAGACGUUUCUGCCCUAUUCAGUUAGUUCAGAUAUUCAAAGUAUUGAUUCGCUUCUACUCGAUCUAUCAACACUACGAGCUGCUACAGAUGAUUUUGCCGAAGCUAAAAUGAUCGGCAAAGGAGGAUUCGGUAUGGUUUACAAGGGAGUCCUACCUCAAGGCCAAGAAAUAGCUGUGAAAAGGCUUUGCCGAAGUUCCAGACAAGGAAUAGAAGAGCUUAAAAGUGAGCUAGUUUUGGUUGCUAAGCUUUACCACAAGAAUCUUGUAAGGCUUAUUGGUGUUUGCUUGGAAGAGCAAGAGAAAAUACUUGUUUACGAAUAUAUGCCAAAUAAAAGCCUUGAUAUAAUUCUUUUCGAUUUAAACACAAACAUGGAGCUAGAUUGGGGGAAAAGGUUCAAGAUUAUAAAUGGAAUUGCUCGAGGAUUACAAUACCUUCAUGAAGAUUCUCAAUUGAAGAUAGUUCACCGGGACCUCAAAGCAAGCAACAUCCUACUAGACUCUGAUUACAACCCUAAGAUUUCUGAUUUUGGCUUAGCGAAGAUAUUUGGUGGGGAUCAAUCAGAAGAAAUCACUCAUCGAAUUGCCGGAACCUAUGGAUACAUGGCACCAGAAUAUGCCAUACGUGGUCGGUACUCAAUCAAGUCGGACGUAUUUAGUUUCGGAGUUUUGGUAUUAGAGAUUAUCACUGGAAGAAGAAAUAGUGGCUCAUAUGACAGUGGGCAGGAUGUUGAUCUCUUAAAUCUUGUUUGGGAUCACUGGACCAAGGGAAAUGUCAUAGAAUUGAUUGAUCCAUCCUUAGGCAACCAUCCUCCGAUCGACCAGAUGCUGAAGUGCAUCCACAUUGGGCUAUUGUGUGUUCAGAGAAAACCUGCAAGCAGGCCCAGGAUUUCGUCAGUGAACAUCAUGCUUAGCAGCAGCACUGUGCGUCUUCCUUCUCUGUCCAUGCCAGCGUUCUGCAUCCAAGAGGCUAGUGCGAGUGACAGCUCUAAUUUGUAUUCAGAACGUUAUCCCAGAUCCGGGUGCUCCAAUAAUUCAGCAGCGCUGUCUUCAAAUAGCGUGUCAAUCACAGACCUUUUGCCAAGAUGAAUCCUGAAAUACUAGUUCAGUUGCUGAACAAGUGUGUUGUUAGCUUGAUGCGAGGGGAUGCCCUAUUUCAUCAGGUCAGCAACAUUGAAUUCUGUAUUGUGGCUGUAAGUAGGAUUAUUUAAAGAGUUUUACUCCCAUCCUCCCCUUUGUAUCUCGAGGUACCGAUACCUCACGGUACCAAAUCGUUUCUGAU
Molecule: messenger RNA, 2327 nt
Organism: Oryza brachyantha (malo sina)
Lineage: Eukaryota; Viridiplantae; Streptophyta; Magnoliopsida; Poales; Poaceae
Product: cysteine-rich receptor-like protein kinase 6
Biological process (GO): protein phosphorylation
Molecular function (GO): protein kinase activity; ATP binding
Source: RefSeq, a predicted model, not a curated record